Messenger RNA from Quercus robur (English oak), 2610 nucleotides. Its product is annotated as prolycopene isomerase, chloroplastic. The record is from RefSeq and is a predicted model, not a curated record. Lineage: Eukaryota; Viridiplantae; Streptophyta; Magnoliopsida; Fagales; Fagaceae. Gene Ontology annotation, biological process: carotenoid biosynthetic process. Bases 166 to 2265 code for a protein of 699 amino acids. Gene Ontology annotation, molecular function: oxidoreductase activity; carotenoid isomerase activity. The transcript has 13 exons.
AAUUUUUUUGCAUUUUGACCAAUGAAAGCCGCUUGUCUCAUCUCGUUGAGGUAUCAUGGAGUGGAAUCACCACCCACCCAGUCACUGCUCAAUUCCUUUUACUAACCCAACUAUAACCCCAAGGCCAAACCUCCACUUCUCUCAUCCAAACUCACACUCACCAAAAUGUUCGUCUCCCACACACUUUCCAUGCCUUUAUUUGGGCACAACUCCCAGUUUUUCAUUCACCAAAAUACCACACGAUUGGGUACUAUAAGACCCACUAAUCAAAAUCACAAAUUUCAGUUUUUCUUUACUCAAAACUGCGUAGGUUUAAGCGGUCACAAGCUCUGUGACUUGAAUUCUCAGUUUUUUGAUGAGUGUCAUGCUAAAAAGUCAAAUAGAAUCCGACCCAGAAGUCAAAAACACAAGCUUUUAUCUCUUAGACAUGCUAAAACCUUAGUUGUCAAUGAUUACCAGCCAAAUAGCAUGGAAUUGUGUUUUCACAGUAUCACACAGUUGGGCACUUCCAGACCCAGAAAUUUAGAGAGCAAGUUUCUAUCUGGUGGUCCUCUGAGAACUUCAAACUCCAAAAUUUACAAGCUUGGUAGUAGAGAAAUUGGGUUUUCAGAGGGGAAUAUGAGAAAUGGGAAAUUCAUAGUGAGGUCAAAGUCAGUAUUGAGUGUAGAAAAAGCGGUAGAGAGAGAAGGAAUAGGUAGAGAGGCUUCUUAUGAUGCGAUUGUUAUUGGUUCUGGGAUUGGAGGGUUGGUUGCGGCAACACAGUUGGCAGUGAAGGGAGCUAAGGUUUUGGUUUUGGAGAAGUAUGUGAUCCCUGGUGGGAGCUCUGGCUAUUACGAGAGAGAUGGCUAUACUUUUGAUGUUGGGUCUUCUGUAAUGUUUGGUUUCAGUGACAAGGGGAAUCUAAAUUUGAUAACCCAAGCAUUGGCAGCAGUUGGAUGUGAGAUGGAGGUGAUACCUGAUCCAACUACUGUCCAUUUCCAUUUACCCAAUAGCUUGUCUGUCCAGGUGCACAGAGAAUAUGGUGAAUUUGUUGCAGAACUCACCAAUAAGUUUCCCCAUGAGAAGGAAGGGAUCCUCAAGUUCUAUGGUGAAUGCUGGAAGAUUUUCAAUGCCUUGAACUCAUUGGAAUUGAAGUCACUUGAGGAGCCAAUCUACCUUUUUGGACAAUUUUUUCAGAAGCCUCUCGAAUGCUUGACACUUGCCUAUUAUUUGCCUCAAAAUGCCGGAGAUAUAGCUCGAAAAUUCAUUAAGGAUCCCCAGUUAUUGUCUUUCAUAGAUGCAGAGUGUUUCAUAGUGAGCACAGUCAAUGCUCUGCAGACACCAAUGAUCAAUGCAAGCAUGGUUCUAUGUGACAGACAUUUUGGAGGGAUUAACUACCCUGUUGGUGGUGUCGGUGGAAUUUCAAAGUCCUUAGCAAAAGGCCUGGUUGAUCAGGGCAGUGAAAUACUUUACAAGGCAAAUGUGACUAACAUUAUAAUUGAUCAGGACAAAGCUGUAGGAGUUAGGUUGUCAGAUGGAAGGGAGUAUUUUGCCAAAACCAUAAUAUCAAAUGCUACUAGAUGGGAUACUUUUGGAAAUCUCUUAAAAGGAGAACACCUUCCAAAAGAAGAAGAAAAUUUUCAGAAAGUUUACGUUAAGGCACCAUCUUUUCUUUCCAUUCACAUGGGGGUUAAAGCUGAAGUGCUGCCACCAGAUACUGAUUGCCACCAUUUUGUUCUUGAGAAUGAUUGGACAAGGUUAGAAGAGCCAUAUGGAAGUAUAUUUUUGAGCAUUCCAACUGUCCUUGAUUCAUCAUUGGCUCCAGAAGGACGUCAUAUUCUUCACAUCUUUACCACUUCUUCCAUAGAGGACUGGGAGGGUCUUCCUCCAAAAGACUAUGAGGCAAAGAAGGUGCUUUUUGCAGAUGAAAUCAUUAGAAGAUUGGAGAAAAAACUAUUUCCGGGGCUGAGAUCAUCAAUUGUUUUUAUGGAGGUGGGAACACCAAAGACACACAGACGAUUCCUGGCUCGUGAUAAGGGUACCUAUGGACCAAUGCCACGCGGAACUCCUAAGGGAUUACUAGGAAUGCCAUUCAAUACAACUGCUAUAGAUGGUCUUUACUGUGUUGGCGAUAGCUGCUUUCCAGGACAAGGUGUUAUAGCUGUGGCCUUUUCAGGAGUAAUGUGUGCCCACCGAGUAGCUGCUGAUAUUGGGCUUGAGAAGAAGUCCCCAGUAUUAGAUGCUGCCCUCCUUCGACUUCUUGGUUGGUUAAGGACAUUGGCAUGAUAUACAUCUGAAAAAAUUUAAGAUUCAGCACAAUCAUUUUGGCUAAAAUGGCAUAGCCAGCUUGCUUAGUGUCGAAGAUCUCCAGUAGGUUGACUCAAACAUAAUUGCUAUCCCUUUUUCUUUUUUUUCCUUUUUUUUCUUUUUUUUUUCUUCCUUUGGAGGUGUCACUAAUCACCAAAGCCAAUUGAGGUAUUUUGUGCGAUGGGUAUUUAAUCAAUGGGAUUUCCCCAGUAAUUCUCAUUUGCUAAGCUGAAAAUAUGCAAACAAAAAUUGUAGAGUUGUAUGUGGUUCUUGAUGUAUUGUCUUCCGCUGAUUAAUUUGCAGUUGAUUGCUGGUUCUUCUUCA